AUUGAAUAGAGAGUCAAACCAUGUGUUCAAAUGCUAUUGAAGUGCAGUAUAUGUUUGACUUGUAUUGAGUACUGCAAUGACUAGUCAUUAGUGGACUCAUAGUUAGUGGACAUCACUUAUCAACCGAUAGUUUAGUCAUUUUGUGAUUAAAUUGAUUGCAAUAAAAACCAAUUGAUGUGUUGUGUAAACCAUGAGUGCAAUACUAUUGAUUAUAACGAUUGCAAUACAAAUAUUUGGCACAACAUUUGGUGAUAACGAUGUGAUCGGUUGCGGCGGUUUCGUGAAGUCCAUCGUUAAUAUUAACUAUAAUAAUGUUUUCAUCAAACUUUUGACAGAUAAAGGCAUCGUUAAGUACACGACUGAUUGCGCCCCAAAUAAUGGCUAUUAUUUCAUACCAUUAUAUGAUAAGGGAUUAUAUGAGCUGAAGAUAGAGCCGCCUAAGGGUUGGACAUUUGAACCGAUGUCCGUUGAACUCAACUUUGAUGGCAAAACUGAUAUCUGUUCCCAACAAAAUGAUAUCAACUUUUCAUUCAAAGGAUUCACUGUUUCGGGAAAUGUAUUAAGUGAUGGGUCGACAACAGGUCCAGAGGACAUAUCAACAACUUUAAAGGCUAAACUAAAUAAUAAUAUAUUGAAGACAACUAAAACUACAAGUAAUGGAUUUUAUGAAUUUAAAGAAGUACUUCCCGGUGAUUAUAUCAUUGAAGCCACUCAUCCAACCCUGAAGUUAAAGAAAAACCAGAUUGAGGUCAGUGUCACCAACGAUAACGUCUAUCUACCGGCAAAUUCUGCAAAUAGUUUAUCAGUUUUGGGAUAUGAAGUGACUGGAAAUGUUAUGAGUGACGGCGAACCCAUACAUUCAGUCCUUUUUGCACUUUUCUCACAAAAACGACAUUCAAUUCUGGGAUGUGAUACAAAACAAAUCCCAAUUAAGAGUUCAUCAAACGAUUUAAUAUAUCUUUGCCAUACGUCGUCUGAUAAGAACGGAGUUUUUCGUUUCCCAACCGUUUCCUUUGGUUCUUAUGUUUUAAUCCCUUUUUAUGGCGGAAAUAAUGUCAUGUUUGACGUAAAACCUAAAGAAUUGAAGUUUGAGGUAAAGAAUCAAAACGUUAAAAUUGAAACACUAUUUGAAAUCGAGGGCUUCAGUGUUUCGGGACGUAUUGUUGUCGACCAAAAAGGUGUUCCCAAUGCUAAAGUUAUUGUUAAGGAUCAAACAAAUGGUAACGAACAAACAGUUAUCACUAAAACUGAUGGUCGAUAUAAUUUGGAAAAUAUAAAAACCGGAAACUAUGAAAUACUUGUCACUUCUCCACACAUGACAUUUAAUCCAACUCUUUUAAAAAUAUCACCGAUUGCUUCACAAAUUCCCGAUAUAUCUCCCAAUGCUUUUGAUGUUUGCGGUACUUUUACAUUAAAGUCAACUCCAACUAAUCGUGUCGUUAACAUUGAGUUUAAAGGCAAUAAACACAGUGAAAGUAUAAUUGAAAUAUUAGACGAAGAGUUUUGUGUCCUUUUAAGACCCGAUACUUAUACUAUAAGUCCUAUUGCUUCGGAUCCAAACUUUAAACUAAUUCCGUCACAAAUGACUAUUACAGUCAAAAGUGAUCCCAUUUUAGACUUGAAAUUUCUACAAUUUACUGCAUCUAUUAGUGGUUUAAUUAAUACAUUGCAUUUGACAAAUGAUUUACAACUGAAAUUAUUUAACAAAAUUGACAAUCAUUUGCUUAAGACUUUAAAGUUUAGCGAUUUGCGUAAAAUAUCUAACAAUAAAUUUGAAUUUAAAUUUGAAGAUUUAUCGCCAGGUAUUUAUCAGAUAGUGAUCAGUAAAAGUACCGAUUCGUGGUGUUGGCAGACAGAUACUCAUACGACUGAAGUAAUUGAUAAAAAUAUUGAAGGACUUGAGUUCAAUCAAAAAGGCUAUUUGUUAUCUUUAUAUUUUUCUCAUAUCAUUGAUUUUGAUCUUAAAUAUCCGUCAAAUAAAGUGGAAAAACUUCGUAUUGGAAGUGAUCGUACAUUAAGACAUUGUGUCACUGAAUCAGGCAUUUACUCAAUUAUUCCCAAAGGAUGUCACAAAUUUAGUGACUCUUCAACGGAAGUGAUUAGUUUCGAUACAACUAAAGAUUCGGGAAAUUUGAUCUCAAAAACAGCUACAAAGCAUUUAAUGACUGCCGAUGUUAUAACAAAUUUAAAUGUUUCUGAUAUUGUAUUGACAGUCAAAAUGAAAUCUUUUGGUAACGAAGAGUACACACAACGACUUCAUUUAGUUCAACAUAAGAGUUAUAUAGAAAAUAACGAACAAUUAUUUCAAUAUUUAAUAUCAAUUUGGACUAAACCUAUGGUUAAUAUAUAUUUGGAACCGACUUCAAGUCAACUCUUGUUUAAACCUAACUCUUUUGAAGUUAAACUCGAAGAUAAUUGUGUAGAAAAUUCGGUCACAUUUAAGGGAAAAAUUGGUCUUAUAAUUAAUGGUCAAAUAUUUCCAAAACUUGAAGGUGUUGUUAUCAAAAUAGUUAGUUCCGAUCAAUUAUUAUUUACCACAAAAACUGAUUCACUCGGCAAAUACAUUGCCGGCGCUUUUGAUAGUGAUAUUUCGCUUACUGUCAGCGCUGAAAAAGAGGGCUAUUUCUUCAAAAGUGUGGCCAAUAAAUUAGGCCAUUUUGAGGCCAUUCGUUUGUCUAAGAUAUUAGUUGAAGUUAAGGAUGAGAAGAAUGAACCACUUUCUGAUGUAUUGAUAUCUAUAAGUGGCGGAACUGACAAUUACCGUAAAAAUAGUGUGACACCAACUAAUGGACAGUUGGUUUUCCAAGAUUUACAUUCCGGACAAUAUUUUUUAAGAGUUAUGAAGAAAGAGUAUGAUUUUGAACCUUCAUCUCAAAUGCUUACUGUCGAUGACGGCUCUGAUAUUAAAGCAGAGAUUAGCGCCAAACAGGUUGCCUUUAGUUGCAUUGGUAUCACUGAUUCACUUAAUGGUGAACCAGAAUCCGGAGUUAUUGUCGAAGCUAUUGGUUUAAGAAAUAUUGUGACUAACUCUCAGGUGAAUUGCUCACAAUUACAGGAAGAAACAAUCAGUGAACCUAAUGGUAGUUUCAGAGUUAGGGGUUUAAGACCUGAGUGUCAAUACGCCAUCAGAAUUAAAGCAAAUGACGACAGAAAUAAAAAUUUUAAUCAAUCGAUACCUAGAAUUCAUUUGAUUCGAGUUGAAGAUCGCGACAUAACAAAUGUGCGGUUAAUUAUAUUUAGGAAAAUCACUCAAAUGGAUGUCAGCGGUGAUGUCAUCACUGCAUUUGAACACUUGCCUUCACUGAAGAUUCGUUUGUAUAGUGAACUAAAUCCGGACCAACCGAUUACCACAAUAGCACUGAAUAAGAGUCCAUUUUUUUUUCUACCGCCGCUUAACAUUGAUAAUAGAAAUUAUUUUAUUCGUUUAGAAUCAAGUCUUUCGUCAAAUAUAUAUGAAUUGGAUACACCUUUGAGGACAUUUCGGGCCAACACAAGUCAUAUACAUUUGACGAUCACAUUUAAUCCGAGACUUAAAUCAAAUGAUAACUCAAAUUAUUUCAUUGAUCAGGACAUCAGUCACGGAUCAAUUUAUACAUUACCAUUAAUUUUGAUCAUUACUAUUGCUGUAUAUAAUUAUAGCAAAAUUUAUCCAUUUAUUAUUCAAAUGUCAAAUAAUUUUAAUCGUCUGAAUGCUGAAAGAACUCUCGAUACAGAUAUUAAUUCAUUUUUUGUAAAGAAAAAGACAAAAAGCAAAAAGAUUUAA
Molecule: messenger RNA, 3763 nt
Organism: Oppia nitens
Lineage: Eukaryota; Metazoa; Arthropoda; Arachnida; Sarcoptiformes; Oppiidae
Product: BOS complex subunit NOMO3-like
Exons: 4
Coding region: 191-3763 (1190 amino acids)
Cellular component (GO): endoplasmic reticulum membrane
Source: RefSeq, a predicted model, not a curated record